Messenger RNA from Talpa occidentalis (Iberian mole), 650 nucleotides. RefSeq names its product high mobility group protein B3. Gene Ontology annotation, cellular component: nucleus. Gene Ontology annotation, biological process: regulation of transcription by RNA polymerase II. Gene Ontology annotation, molecular function: DNA binding, bending. The record is from RefSeq and is a predicted model, not a curated record. NCBI's taxonomy places the organism in Eukaryota, Metazoa, Chordata, Mammalia, Eulipotyphla, Talpidae. The coding region runs from base 22 to 624 and encodes 200 amino acids. The transcript has a single exon.
GGACGCGCCCGUUCAGUCAAGAUGGCUAAGGGUGAUCCCAAGAAACCGAAGGGCAAGAUGUCUGCUUACGCCUUCUUCGUGCAGACCUGCCGUGAGGAGCACAAGAAGAAAAACCCGGAGGUCCCUGUCAAUUUUGCAGAGUUUUCCAAGAAGUGCUCAGAGAGGUGGAAGACAAUGUCUGGGAAGGAGAAGUCUAAAUUUGAUGAAAUGGCAAAGGCAGAUAAAGUACGCUACGAUCGGGAAAUGAAGGACUAUGGACCAGCUAAGGGAGGCAAGAAGAAGAAGGACCCCAAUGCCCCCAAACGGCCACCGUCUGGAUUCUUCCUGUUCUGUUCAGAAUUCCGCCCUAAGAUCAAAUCCACGAACCCCGGCAUCUCCAUUGGCGACGUGGCGAAGAAGCUGGGCGAGAUGUGGAAUAACCUAAGCGACAGUGAGAAGCAGCCUUACAACAACAAGGCGGCGAAGCUCAAGGAGAAGUACGAGAAGGAUGUCUCCGACUAUAAGUCGAAAGGGAAGUUUGAUGGCGCCAAGGGUCCUGCCAAGGUUGCCAGGAAAAAGGUGGAAGAGGAAGACGAAGACGAGGAGGAGGAGGAGGAAGAGGAGGAGGAGGAGGAGGAUGAAUAAAAAAAACUGUUUCUCUGUCAAAAAAA